Solea solea (common sole) is the source of this 4695-nucleotide messenger RNA. RefSeq names its product formin-binding protein 1 (gene fnbp1b). Bases 78 to 2027 code for a protein of 649 amino acids. Gene Ontology annotation, biological process: endocytosis; signal transduction. The record is from RefSeq and is a predicted model, not a curated record. The transcript is spliced from 19 exons. Gene Ontology annotation, molecular function: protein binding. NCBI's taxonomy places the organism in Eukaryota, Metazoa, Chordata, Actinopteri, Pleuronectiformes, Soleidae.
CAGUGCAAAGUUUGCAUAGACACUUUGCAGUCAGUUGUUUCACAAGCUAAGUGUCUUAUCAAAGGAUCUAUUUGCUCAUGAAGAACCCUGACAUGGUAGAAGAGACGAUGGGGAAGUGUUGGAGCGCCACCAAGGAUCAGUUUGACAACUUGGAGAAGCAUACACAGUGGGGGAUCGAAUUUGUGGAGAAGUACACCAAAUUUGUCAAGGAGAGAUCGGAGAUCGAAACCAGCUAUGCAAAACAAAUUAGGAAUUUAUCAAAGAAGUAUCAACCCAAGAAGAACUCACGAGAAGAUGAGGAGAGCAAGUAUUCCUUCUGUCGAGCCUUCCUGACAACACUUAAUGAGUUAAAUGACUACGCGGGUCAGCAUGAGGUCAUCGCCGAGAACCUCACGUCGCAAAUCAUCACUGAGCUUUCGCGCUACCUGCAGGAUAUCAAAACAGAGAGGAAAAUGCACUUCCAUGAUGGGCGUAAGGCACAGCAGCACAUCGAGAGUUCGUGGAAACAGCUGGAAGCGUGUAAAAGGCGGUUCGAGAGAGACUGCAAGGAGGCCGACCGAGCACAGCAAUACUUUGAGAAGAUGGACGCUGACAUUAACGUGACCAAGGCUGAUGUGGAGAAGGCACGACAGCAAGCUCAGAUGAGACACCAGAUGGCCUCUGACAGUAAGGGCGAUUACUCCUCCUACCUUCAGAAGUUCAACCAGGAGCAGAAUGACCAUUACUACACAAUUAUCCCCAACAUAUUCCAGAAACUUCAAGACAUGGAGGAGAAAAGAAUUGAGAGGAUAGGAGUGUGCAUGAAGACGUUCGCAGACGUGGACCGCCAAGUGCUGCCCAUCGUGGGGAAAUGUUUAGACGGCAUGACGAAGGCCGCCGAAUGCAUUGAGCCCAAGGAUGACUCAAAGCAGGUGGUGGAGUCCUACAAGUCUGGGUUCGAGCCCCCGGGCGAGGUGGAGUUCGAGGACUACGGCCAGGCCAUGAAGAGGACGGCGUCGGACACCAGCCUGACCAACUCCAAAGAGGGAAAAGAGAAGCCCGUUAGCAAGACCAAGGGCAAACUCUGGCCUUUUAUUAAGAACAAGAACAAGCUUAUGUCCCUGUUAACGUCCCCCCACCAGCCCCCACCUGCCCCCCCAGCCUCAUCCCCGCCCUCACCCUCUGCUGUUCCCAACGACCCCCAGUCUCCCAAUCAGCACAAGGAGCCCCUCUCCCACCGCCUCAACGACUUCAUGGCCUCCAAACCCAAAAUGCACUGCCUCCGGAGCCUGAGGCGAGGGCUUUCUCUCAAGCUGAUCACACUCAAUUCCCACGUCCGGAAUCUCCUCGAGGGUUCUGGACCAGAAGAUUUCAGCCACCUGCCGCCAGAGCAGAGGAGGAAGAAGCUCCAGGGCAAGAUCGACGACUUAAAUAAAGACAUUCAGAAAGACAUGGACCAGAGGGACGCUCUAACGAAGAUGAAAGACGUGUAUGUGAAGAACCCUCAGAUGGGAGACCCCGCCAGCGUUGACCCCCGGUUAUUAGAGAUAGGCCAGAACAUCGAGAAGCUCCAGUUAGAAGUGCAGAAAUUUGAGGGUUGGUUAGCAGAAGUGGAGGAGAGAAUGCCGUCCAAGAGUGACACGCAGCGGCGGAGCGGGAUCUUCGAGACCCAGAACAACACGACAGUGAGCAACAACUGUGCGCAGGACAGAGAGAGCCCGGACGGCAGCUACACAGAGGAGCCCAAUUCAGAGACUCAGGUCAAAGUCAACACCCAUCCUGUCCCCACGUCCUCCACGCCCGAGUUUGACGACGAGUUUGACGACGAGGAGACGCUGCCCACCAUCGGCACCUGCAAGGCCUUGUAUCCCUUUGAAGGUCAUAACGAGGGCACAAUCUCGGUGGCCGAGGGCGAGCUGUUGUACGUCAUAGAGGAAGACAAAGGGGACGGCUGGACGCGAGUGCGCCGGAACGGGGAGGAGGAAGGCUACGUCCCCACGUCCUAUGUCGAGGUCUUUUUGGAAACAAAUGCCAAAGGCCAGUGGUAAAGAAAUGGAGGAGUGAGAAUGUAACUGUAUAAAAAGAUUCCUAAAAGUGUGAGGCUGCUGGCUGAGGAAUGGCAGGGCAAGCAGCACCGGAGAGAAACCACCACGCUCCUCACACGCUCAGAGAGUCAGAGAGAGAGAGAGAGAGAGAAAGUGAACGAUGACGAGUCUAAAAGGGCCGCUAAUAACGCAUCUCAAUUUUUUUAAAAACAAUACAACAAGAAAAAACAACAAAAAAACACCAAAACAACGACGUAUCAGCUGUGUUGUUCUUCUUUAACCUUUUCCCCAUUCUUAACACCCAUGCAGCAGCCCUCAGUGCGGGUUUUCCCUUCUUUGUGUUGAGUAAAGCUUCGCUUCCUACUGUAACUAACGUGCAGUCGUGUUGCCACUUCUCCUUUUCCCUUUACCCCUGCUACACACACACGCACACACACACACACACACACUGAAGAGGGUGUGGUCAGAGAGAGAGGACGGUGACCAGCAAAGAAGAAAUCAUGGCCUCUGUCAUCCACAGUUUGUGUGUCAUGAAUUCCUCACUCGCUCAUUGACUAUUCUGAUUCCGUGUUCAUCUAUGAAGCUGUGAAAACCUCACGUUCUACUGAAGUCGGCUCCAUAUUUGUAGGUUUUUAGAAAGUGAAGGUGUGAAUCAUGUGUGUGUCAGGGUCAUACCACCACAACGAGGUUUAAAAAGCACCCAGAGACGUAGCUCGCCCACGACCGCUCACGUGCCGUCGUAAAACGGGGAAGUUGAUUCCCUCGUGUGCGUUUGUUGAGCUUCGGAGAGACAUUUCUAAACGAGAAAAGUAAAAGUAAGAAACGUGAAUAUAUUUGGUGUCAACACAGCUUUUCAUUCACAGUUCACGUUUUUUUUCUUAAACGCUGGGCUGGAUCGUGUGUGGACGUGACCUGGGAGUCAAACAAAAUAACCACUGUCACUUAAAAACAGAUGAGCGUGGAUGUUUGUUGUUUGUUUUUAUAUCCUUAUUUUAAAACGUUUCCGUGUGUCGUCACGAAUCACUCUCACACCCUCCUGUCACUGGUGCCUGUUCUUCUCUCUGACCACAUCACUUCCAUGGCCCCGCCUCCAUCCUCAAGCAGCUUUAUUAAGGCUUUCCCUUGGCUGCUUUGAGGUCCCCUCCCUCCCCUUCUCUCUCACCCCCCCCCCUCUUGUCCCCCACCCUUUUGGGGUUUUUUUUGCAACAGCUCAGGGGCGGGGCCUCUCUGCUCUGCGUUGUGCGGUGUGCUGCAUGCUUGCCCUGUCUUCCUCCUCGCUCCCUCUGCCGGCAGCCCGGAUGAGGUGGCGGGGGGCUUGUUUUCGAGCAGCUUAACGCUCUCUCUCUCCUCCCCCCCCCCCCCCUCCUCCCCCUUGCUCUCUGCCUCCAGCCUCUCUCUUCAGUUAACCCUCAUUGCCUGGAUUAACUGUUCAAAUUAACCUGAAUGCUACUGUUUAGGUUCAGUGCCUGUUUUUUUUUUAAAUAUCUCUUUUCUGUUGUUGGUUCAGAAAAGCAUGUUUUUCCCCUUGUUUUCAGCAGCGAGUGAGAAACAGAGCGUUUGUGUCGCUGUACACUCACAGUUACAGUGUGUGUGUGUGUGUGUGUGUGUGUGUGUGUGAAAGGGGUUAGUGUUGUACGUUUUGAUCAGAGUGUUUGACGCAAGUUGUUGUUUAGUUUACAGUGAAUCAGCGAGCAGCAGCAGCAGCAGCAGCGGCAGUUCUCCCAAAAAACAAAGUUAUCCCGUUCCAACCUGAUGUUUUUAUUUACGAAGGCUGUCUACUGUACAUGGAAACAUACUGUGAUUCAUCAUUUUCCUGUGAAUUUGUGACAGAAUCACCAGGUUUGUGUUCAAUCACUGGGAGAAAAAAAGGAAUAAGAUGUGAUGAUCUCCAAAGGUUUUUGGUUUUAGUCAACGUGCUCCUCCCCUCCCUCCUGCUUAAUGGCACAUAAUGUGAUUUGUUUUUAUAUUUGAUUUUUAAUUUGAGUUUCUGCUUCUAUGUUAAGCUGGAAAUUAGCUUCUUUUUUUUUUUAAUCUCAGCCUGAGCGGGACUAAAAUCUCUUCAGUGCAAACAGUAACAGUGGUUGUGUUUUGGAUGAAGCCAUUGCUGAACAGAUCGUCUGAAGCAGAGUGUCAGACACUUUCGUUGUGGAUAAGUGAUGCACGUCACGACUGAUUGGACUCUUGAUAAUGGAAGAAAUGAUCAAAUCCCUGCUGAAUCAACAGUGUUUGUCUCAAAAUGUCAACAUUUUCUAACAAAGCCAUUUGUUUUUGUUUGUGUUAACGUUUUCUGAGUGAUACAUGACACCACUCGUUUCUGCCUGUGCUCUGCAAUGAACCCAACACACAACGUGAAUAACCCGCCUGUACAGUGGAAAAAUGGCACCGUGGAAUUAGAGAGAGAGAAUAUAUAUGAAUAUAUAAAGUUUAAAAAGGAAAAACAUCUAUUUUAACUAUUCAGAGUCUUACCCUGACUUUAUCUGCUUUGCAAAAGUAAGACUUCUUCUUUCCUUUGUGAGGUUUUACCAAAUGGUGUGUUUUUUGCACUUUUUUCUUUUCGUUUCUUUUUUUUUUCUUGGUUUUUGGUCCAUUUGGUAGCCCAUGCUUGUUGUUUUGGAGCACUGAAUACUCUGUAUUGUGUUUACUGUGCCAAUUAAAUAUGCCUGGAAAGAAA